AUUCUGAUUACAAUUUUUAGCAGUCGAAGAACCGCAAACCCCUCGCUCUCUCUAAAAUGCUACUAUAUUCAGUGCAAAACCCUCGUCUCCUCCUCCUCCAAUGCCGGUUGUCCAACCUCCAUCUCCCGCCAAAACCCCUCCAUUUCCACACCUCCAGAGCUCUCUCUACCUCUCAAACUCAAACCCUAUCUUCAUCGCCCUCCUCAACCUCACCACCCACCUCCCAAAUCCUCACAAUCCGCGAAUCCCUCCUCUCCCGCCAAAAAACCGCCGUCCAACUCGCCCAAGACUACCUAAACCGUCUCCGGCACGCCGAGCCACAUAUUAAGAGCUUCUUAUACGUAUCGGAUACUGUUUUGAGAGAGGCAGAAGAGAUUGAUAGGAAGAUCGAGAGGAAUGAGGAAGUGGGGCCCUUGGCCGGAGUGUUGGUGGCUGUGAAAGAUAACAUUUGUACGGCCGAUAUGCCCUCGACAGCGGGAUCGAAGAUUUUGGAGAAUUACCGGCCGCCUUUCGAUGCCACGGCGGUGAAGAAGUUGAGGGAGUGUGGGGCAAUUAUUGUUGGGAAGACAAAUUUGGAUGAGUUUGGUAUGGGCAGUACUACCGAAGGUUCAGCAUACCAGGUAACUGCAAAUCCAUGGGAUUUGUCACGGGUGCCAGGAGGGUCAUCAGGGGGCUCAGCUGCUGCUGUUUCUGCAAGGCAGUGUGUUGUAUCUUUGGGAAGUGAUACUGGUGGGAGCGUAAGACAGCCAGCAUCUUUUUGUGGAGUUGUUGGACUGAAGCCAACCUAUGGGCGUGUCUCAAGGUAUGGACUCGUGGCAUAUGCCUCAUCAUUGGAUGUCAUUGGAUGCUUUGGUUCAUCAGUUGCUGACACUGGAAUUCUCCUUAAUGCAAUUUCUGGUCAUGAUAGACUUGAUGCCACUAGUAGUAAGCGAGAAGUUCCCGAUUUCACAUCUCAGUUCAUUGCAGAAGAUUUUUCGGAGUCUAAACCUUUGAAAGGACUGAGAGUUGGUUUGAUCAGAGAAACUCUUAAUGAUGGAGUUGAUUCAGAAGUAAUAUCUUCAAUCCGUAGUGCGGCUUCUCAUUUGGAAGAACUAGGAUGCAGUGUGACAGAGGUCUCCUUGCCCUCCUUCUCACUUGGGUUACCGGCCUACUAUAUCCUUGCUUCAUCUGAAUCAUCUUCAAAUUUAUCACGUUAUGAUUGUAUCAGGUACGGGAACCAAGUUGUUGCUGAUGAGAUGAAUUCCCUUUAUGGGAAUUCCCGAACUAAUGGGUUUGGUUCUGAGGUCAAAAUGAGAAUUUUAAUGGGUACAUAUGCCCUCUCGGCUGGCUAUUAUGAUGCAUAUUACAAGCGUGCCCAGCAGGUCAGGGCCUUGGUUCAGAAAAGCUUCAAAGCGGCAUUGGAAGAAAAUGACAUCCUAAUUUCACCUGCUGCUCCUUCUCCUGCUUAUAAGAUUGGUAUUACCUUAAUAGUCCUUUUUUCUUCGGGAGGUGAAAAGAAAAGUGAUCCAUUAGCAAUGUAUGCAGGUGACAUCAUGACUGUAAGUGUAUCUAGGCUGCUUCACGUUCUACAGGUCAAUGUCAAUUUGGCUGGUCUGCCUGCAUUGGUUUUACCUUGUGGAUUUGUUGAAGGGGGGUCAACUGGCCUUCCUGUUGGUUUUCAAAUGAUUGGUGCAGCAUUCGACGAGGUGUUGUCCAACCAAAAGUGUCGGACACAUAGUACAUACCCACGUCCGAGUAUAGUGUGUCAGAAACAGGAAAAAUUGCUUAAAAUUGGUCAUAUCUUUGAGCAGACUCUUCAAGGGUGUACUUUUGUUCCUCCACUGGUAGCAGAUAGCUGUGCAUGCUAGCCGCCAGCCAAACUUUGCAUGUUGAGGGAACUUGUGCCCAGUGUUGAAGGCACUGCGAAAUGCCAACAGUAGUGCACACUAGUUGCUGGAUUGGAAAUUUUUGGGGGUGAGCCAUAUUGUUAACUUACAUGUCACAACCGUAAUAAACCUCUUCUUUGUAUAUCCAACAGCUCAGAUUGAAUUCCAAUUACAAGCCCAGUUUCAUCCGUUUAUUUGAUCUCAAAAUAAGGGGUACUCAUUUGUUUAAACAGCUGAGCUCUCGACUUGGCUUUUACUUUA
This is a messenger RNA of Cornus florida, 2126 nucleotides long. Its product is annotated as glutamyl-tRNA(Gln) amidotransferase subunit A, chloroplastic/mitochondrial. The coding region runs from base 57 to 1847 and encodes 596 amino acids. Lineage: Eukaryota; Viridiplantae; Streptophyta; Magnoliopsida; Cornales; Cornaceae. Gene Ontology annotation, molecular function: glutaminyl-tRNA synthase (glutamine-hydrolyzing) activity. The transcript is spliced from 11 exons. Gene Ontology annotation, biological process: translation. Gene Ontology annotation, cellular component: glutamyl-tRNA(Gln) amidotransferase complex. The record is from RefSeq and is a predicted model, not a curated record.